Racocetra persica is the source of this 2211-nucleotide messenger RNA. The record is from the annotation of a GenBank genome assembly. Lineage: Eukaryota; Fungi; Glomeromycota; Glomeromycetes; Diversisporales; Gigasporaceae.
GAACUUUAUGAAAUGGAAAAGCUACACGUAGUUUUAAAUUCUUUACCUCAAAUGUCCAAAGACAUCGUGGACGACACAAUUCAUGAAAAAGUUCUUUCCUAUCUUUCAGAGUAUGCAUCUCAAGGGCCUGUUAUGGUUGCCACUUUCGUGGAUUGGAACGUCAUGGAAAUUAUACGUGCUUGUAUUAUACAAGAAAAUCGGUGCAAUGAGAUCGAAAAUGGACACGAAGGCACCAAAGACUUUAGGAUUAUAUCAUUAUCCAUACGCUUUCUAGCACGUCUUUUAGCUAAUGACGAUAGGCAACGCGCGCUUUUAUUUAGUCAAAUCAUUUACAGUUAUAGUGAUGUGCUUAAUUUUGUUCUGGACAACGCAUUCUCUGAAGAAGGCUUGAUGCGAUAUUCGUGUAUUGAAGCUUUGGAACAAAUAGUUACAUAUGAACUUGGUGCCAAAUGGUUCCAUAAUACAAAAUGUGCGCAAGUUGUUGCCGCUUGCUUUUUUGACUCUAAUACGACAAAGGCAACUGCGCAAAAUGAUCUUUUGGAAUUUUUAAUUUCAACUCUCGAUCUUUUCAAUAAGAUGCAAGAAAUGUUAUUUGACCCUAAUAAAGAUAUCGGACAGCGCUUAGCGGCCCUACAACUUAUUUUAACUUUAGCAAGUUCAAAGACAACUAAUGCAUUCGAAUUCUUGAAGCGUGGACAACUACUAACCCGCAUAGGUGUAUUACUUGCUGAGCGAGAUAGAGUCAUGAGAUCUCGAGCAAAUGAUAUUUUGUGUGCUGUUCUUGAAUGGGCUCCGAAUUCUAUUUCUUUGCUAAAAGGUGCUAGCUGUACGAACGAUCCAAUCACUGAAACAUUUGAUUUCAUCAUAACCGAUAUCACUGCAGAAGAAUCGAUAAAUAAAUUAUCGAUUUAUGAUAAACCUGAUGUAAAUUCGUUAUAUACUAACGGAACUUAUGAUAAGAUAACUGCAUCAACCGACGCGAUAUGUGACAUUUUAUUUAUUCCCAAUUACAUUACUGAUCAUCGCAUAUUGGAGUCAGUGCUUAGUGUCAUUCCCAUUGCCCUUUCUGCCAAAAUCGCUAAUAGUCAAACUAAAGAAAGUCAGACUACCAAUGAGAUAUUAGAGACAAUUCAAAAAUUGAUGAAAGAUGCGCAAAUAGAAUGUCAAAGUGUAGCUAUAUUACUUGGAACAAUGCAAAAGCUUCUUACUGAUAAUAUUACUGGUCAAUAUAUUCUUGACAAUAAAUAUGGGGAUGAAUGGGCCGAUACGCUCCUACUCAAAGUAAAUGAUUUUCGUUGGGAAAUACGUGAUUCGGUCCUUGAAUUUGUUGAUAAGUUAUUUGAAGAGUCGAAUAAUAUUGGGGUUGAUAUUGAUUUUGCACUCAGAUUUGGUUUGCCUCAGAUGGUUAUUUUAAAAAUUAAUGAUGAUGCAGCUUAUGUACGUGCAUCAUGCUUAAAAGCAAUUAAGUCAAUUAUUUGCCAUUCAAAUGGAUGGAAGUAUAUUGUUUCCCAUAAUCUGCAUAUACAAAUUGCUUCUAAACUUCCCCUAAUGAUGAAAGAUACCGAAGCUCUCGUGCGACGAGCUGUUAUGGAAUUAAUGAUUUGCUUGAUUAUAGAACGCGAAUGUGGUUAUAUAUUGUUAACAAAUCAAAACAUGGAGAAUAUUAACCAAGUUGUAAUGGAUAAGAUUAUGAACGAUCCAGAUUUUUAUGUUCAAAUUGGCGGUUGUCAGUUUCUUACAGCGGUAUGGUAUUAUUGCGAACAAAAUCAAAAGAAAAAAAUGUCUGCAGAGAACUCUUUAAUUGGCGAAAACUUAUCAUGGUUUUAUUGGCUUAAUGGAGAUAAGUUUCUCAUUAACGCAGCUGAUAAUCCAAGCCGUCUAGUUCGUGGCGAAAUUCUUCAGAUACUUAGACGUCUAAAACUUUAUCUCGAAGAACAAAUAACGUCUAAUAAAGAGUUCUCAUUAUCAACGACCAUUAAUGACAAUUCGCAAUUCGAUAAUGGAAUUGUUAACACAUCGUCUCCGUUAAUGAAAAAACAUUCGGAUUUUUACAGAAAAAUAUCAUUAAUUGAUUUUGAUCGGCUAGAAGCUACCAUUGACGCUGAACAUUUAUACAAAGAAGCUUUAGAAAGUGUUAAUCCUAGAAUGAUGGUCAAUGCAGAUUUAAUAGUAGAAGGAAACGAAGACAAUACAUUGGAUUGCUAUUUCUAG